GCUGUUCCCAGGACUGCGCUCUUCUGGACAGAGAUCUCCGAUGUUGUUCCCGGGAUCUGCUGGAGCCACUCGCCUAGCUUAGGAGUCACUGAUCCGUGCAAUUAUAUAUACAGGAUCUCACAAAAGGAUCAGGGAUGACGUCAGAGGACCUGUUAAGUACUCUGGAGGAUUUGGGAGAUGAAGAGUUUAACAAAUUCAAGUGGCUCCUACAUCAAGCUGACGUCCUUCAAAGCUUCCCAACCAUCAAAAAGAGUCGAUUGGAGACAACAAACAGGUGGGACACUGUCGACCUGAUGGUGCAAACCUACAGGCUUCCUGGAGCUGUGGAGGUGGCUAAGAAGAUUUUAGAGAGGAUAAGCAGGAAUGACCUGCUGCAGAGUCUGUGUGCCAGCAGCUCAGGACGAGAAGCGGACGUCAGCAACUGUGGGGAGACUUCACAGAAGAGAGGAUUUCCUCAGACUGAAGAUGUGAUGGUUCCAGUACCAGAGCCUCACCCCAUCACAUCUUACCAACAGAUGCUUCAAUCAAACUUCCAGGACAAGUUUAUGUGCGCACAAGAAGGUUGGGCAGAAGAUAAACAGUGUCUGGCAGAUAUCUACACAGAGCUGUACAUCACAGCUGGGUAUGAUGUACAUAUCAACACACAGCAUGAGGUUUGGCAGAUUGAAAAGGCAUGGAAGCCAGCAGAGCCAGAGAAACCUAUUAGACCCACAGACAUGUUCAAACAUCCCUCUGGAAAAUACAGACCCAUCAAAACAGUGAUGACCAAUGGAAUCGCAGGAAUUGGAAAAACUUUCCUUGUUCACAAGUUUGUUUUGGACUGGGCUGAACAAAGAUCCAAUCAAGAUGUGCAUCUGGUUUUCCCCUUCACCUUCCGUCAGCUGAAUCCUCUGAAGGGAGAAAAGUUCAGUUUGGCAGAGCUCAUUCAUGAAUGCAUCCCAGAAACUGUAGGCAUCCCACAGGAGGCUCUUAAUUACAUCUUUACAGAUGUUCAGUCAUCAGGAAUCACCAACUAUGACAAGAGUAAAUUCAAACUUCUGUUUGUGUUUGAUGGGCUGGAUGAGAGCCGCCUUCAUCUCGACCUUCAUUCUGAAGCCAUUCGCUCUGUCGAUGUAACAAAGGCAACUAAAACAGAUGUCCUGCUGAGGAAACUCAUCAAUGGGAAAUUGCUACGCUCUGCUCGCAUCUGGGUAACCACACGGCCUGCAGCGGCCAAUCAGAUCCCUCGAGAGUUUAUCAGCAGUACAACAGAGGUCAGGGGGUUCACAGACCCACAGAAAGAGGAGUACUUCAGGAAGAGAUUCAAAGGUAAGGAGGAGGCUGACAAACUCAUCUCCCAUAUCAAAACAACAGGAAGCCUCCACAUCAUGUGCCACAUCCCAGUCUUCUGCUGGAUCACUGCUACAGUUCUGGAGGAUGUGUUGAAAACCAGAGAGGGAGGAGAGCUGCCCAAGACUCUGACUGAGAUGUACGCAGAGUUCCUGGUGUUUCAGAUUGAUCGGACAAAAGAAAAGUAUGGCCCAGAGAAGAGCAUUCAAUACAUUAAGUCAUUAGCAAAACUGGCCUUUGAGCAGCUGGAAAAGGGCAACCUGAUCUUCUAUGAGAAGGAUCUGAGACAGAGCGGCAUUGAUUUCAGCGAAGCCUCGGUGUGCUCAGGAGUGUUCACAGAGAUCUUCAAAGAAGAUCGAGGAAGGAAAGGGAAAGACAAGAUGUUCAGCUUCGUCCAUUUGAGCGUUCAGGAGUUUCUGGCUGCUCUUUAUGUGAGGAUGUCGCUUAAUAACAGUAACAUAAAUGUGAUGCCUUUACCACAGCCCUCAAUGCGCAAUCUUCAACUGCUUUUAAGUAAAACAUCUUCAAAGAAGAUCCACAGGAUUUCCAUUGACAGGGCCUUACAGAGUCCAAACGGACAUCUGGACUUGUUCCUUCGCUUCCUCUUGGGUCUUUCACUGCAGACCAAUCAGGAUAAACUACAGGACCUGCUAAUGAAAAUAGACAGUAGUUCAGAGACCACUCAGAAAACAGUCCAAUACAUCAAGAAGAAAAUCAGUGAGAAUGUGUCUGCAGAGAGGAGCAUUAAUCUGUUCCACUGUUUGAACGAACUGAAGGACUGUUCUCUAGUGGAGGAGAUCCAACAGUAUCUGAGUUCUGGACGUCUGUCCACAGAUAUACUCACUCCAGCUCAGUGGUCAGCUCUGGGCUUCAUCUUACUAUCAUCAGAAGAAGAUCUAGAUGUGUUUGACCUGAAGAAAUACUCUCCUUCAGAGGAAGCUCUUCUCAGGUUACUUCCAGUGGUGAAAGCCUCCAAAAAAGUUCUGUUGAGUGGCUGUAAUCUGUCAAAAAGAAGCUGUGAAGCUCUGUCCUCAGUUGUCAGCUCACCGUCAUCUAAUCUGAGAGAGUUGGACCUGAGUAACAAUGACCUAGAAGAUUCAGGAGUUAAACUCCUUUCUGCCGGACUGGCAAGUCUACAGUGUAGACUGGAAAUUCUCAGGCUGUCCGGCUGUAUCGUCACAGAGGAAGGCUGUACUUAUUUAGCUUCAGCUCUAAAAUCCAACCACUUCCAUUUGCGAGAACUGGACCUGAGCUACAAUGUUCUGGACGACUCAUCAGUAAAGCUGUUCUCCGCUGGAGUGGAGGACUCAGACUGG
Haplochromis burtoni (Burton's mouthbrooder) is the source of this 2645-nucleotide messenger RNA. RefSeq names its product NACHT, LRR and PYD domains-containing protein 12-like. Lineage: Eukaryota; Metazoa; Chordata; Actinopteri; Cichliformes; Cichlidae. The record is from RefSeq and is a predicted model, not a curated record. The annotation marks the transcript as partial. The transcript is spliced from 6 exons. Gene Ontology annotation, molecular function: protein binding.